Molecule: messenger RNA, 367 nt
Organism: Saccostrea cuccullata (small rock oyster)
Lineage: Eukaryota; Metazoa; Mollusca; Bivalvia; Ostreida; Ostreidae
Product: fibrinogen C domain-containing protein 1-A-like
Exons: 3
Molecular function (GO): oligosaccharide binding
Source: RefSeq, a predicted model, not a curated record
AAUGUUGAAGUUAGUGGUUUUAGCUGCUGUAUUUUCCAGGGCUUAUUCCACGGGGAUAAUGCUUCAUUUAACAGAUGAAAUGAAGUCCAUGCUGAGAAAUUCUAAAUGGAAUCACAAGAACACAACAAUCUCUAUACACGGCCCCAUGACCCUAGAUAUACACUCAAGUUAUAAACUGAAAGAAGGACAAGUGUUUCUUAGAUCAAGUUAUAAAUCAGUUGCGGGAAUGAAAAAGAAGCACAGGGGCUGUGCUAGCAUUCUCAAGCUCAGAUCUCAGAGUCAAGACGGUGUGUACAAGAUUUAUCCCGACACGAAGACAAAGAAGUCAGUGUACUGUGACAUGACGACGGACGGAGGUGGAUGGACG